AUGGAGCUUCAUCUUCGGAUGUUCCAUACUGCUUUCCUGGUUCGGUCAGCGGGUUUUAAAAACAUUGCCAAAACCAAAUCUUUUCUCUCUAAUCUUAACCCAUUUGGUCAAGUUCCGGUUCUUGAAGAUGGAGAUCUCAAACUUUUUGAAUCAAAGGCGAUCACACGAUACCUAGCGGAACAAUACAAAGACCAAGGAACAAACCUAUUACCAGAUGAUCCCAAAAAGAGAUCUAUCAUAUCAAUGUGGAUGGAAGUAGACACGAAUCAGUUUCUUCCUGUGGCAUCGACUCUCAUCAAAGAACUCAUCAUAAAACCAUAUCAAGGUUUAGCCACAGACUUCACAUCGGUUCAAGAAGGCAAAGAGAAGUUAUCAGAGAUUCUAAACAUCUACGAGACUCGUUUAGGCGAGUCUCCAUACUUAGCCGGAGAAAGUUUCACUUUAGCAGAUCUUCAUCAUCUUCCACCGAUUCAGUACUUGUUAAACACGGAAGAAGAAGAAUUGAAAAACUUGAUCUAUUCACGUCCCAAUGUAGCUGCAUGGGUCGAGAAGAUGAAGUCGAGACCCGCUUGGCUUAAAGCAGUCGCUAUGGAAGAGCACAUCCUUGACUUGAUGAACCGACGUCGUUUACCUAAACAGUUAGAUUCGUCGUGCCAUGAGUCAACCGUUGUGGCUCAGAAAACUGCGAUGGUGGUGAUUGCGAACAAUUAA
This is a messenger RNA of Eutrema salsugineum, 711 nucleotides long. Its product is annotated as glutathione S-transferase F14. Gene Ontology annotation, cellular component: cytoplasm. NCBI's taxonomy places the organism in Eukaryota, Viridiplantae, Streptophyta, Magnoliopsida, Brassicales, Brassicaceae. The coding region runs from base 1 to 711 and encodes 236 amino acids. Gene Ontology annotation, molecular function: glutathione transferase activity; glutathione binding. The transcript has 4 exons. The record is from RefSeq and is a predicted model, not a curated record.